Molecule: messenger RNA, 1548 nt
Organism: Adelges cooleyi (spruce gall adelgid)
Lineage: Eukaryota; Metazoa; Arthropoda; Insecta; Hemiptera; Adelgidae
Exons: 12
Coding region: 703-1452 (249 amino acids)
Source: RefSeq, a predicted model, not a curated record
AUUGAAAUACCUGCUGUCGUCGUACUAGGUUUAAAAUUGUAUUUUGUGCUAAAUUUAGCAAGCCAACAACUUCAAGGAAAUCAUUUAAAGAUCGUGCUAGAUUUCUGUACUGGACAUGUUGCCUAGACGAAGUAAAUAUUUUAAAAAAGAGGUCGAGAGCAAAUAUUUUACGAAAAAAUUGUUAAAAAGACCUGAAAAAAAGGAACCGAAUAAAAGACACGGGCAUUUAGAACAGUCUUCAAGUGAUGGCAGUGCUGGAGACUGUAAGCCACAGCGAAAAUCAGAACUUCUGCUGAACAUUGAACGCUACAAUGAAAUCCAUCCAUCGCACCAUGUCGUAAACAAGCGUCUUAUUGGUAGAAGAGGCCUGUUUCCGUAUGGCAUCCGAACAAAUAUUUGCGAACGAAAAAAUUUAGAUCCGGUUUACAAAGCAAAUGCCGUGCAAAACAUAGAAAACAUUAUUUCUUCUGUCAAGUCGAAGUCGCCUGAAACUCGAGUGAAGUUUGGUACACCGAAUGCUGCAUCUACAGGCAGGCGCUGGUUGUGUAAAAACACUGCAAUAUCUCCAAUAGAUAAAGUUGAGCUAACCUACAAUAAUAACAAUGGCAAUGGCAAUCAAAAAACGACGUGGAAUCCCAUCCGAAUGUAAUUGGUUUAUUAGCCGCUUGCAACAAAAAUCCAAUUAUUCGCAUUUCUAAAAAAAUGCCAGAAUUGAUAACGUCCAAUGUUCUUAAGAGCCAAGUACAAGCUUUGAAAAGCACAUUGUUGACGGACCAACAACCGAAAACAAGCCACGGAACAGUUGCCAAUAAAAGUCCCGAGUUCGAUGAAAUGUGCAACAUGUACGUUGAGUUUGUCGAUUCGAUUUGCGAAGUCGUGUCUAGUGCACACGAUAAGAUAUCUCCCAAUGACGAUUCCACAGCCGAGUUGUACAAACGACUUCGGAGUACCAUUGUAAAUUCACGACGUUCCUCUCCUAGAAAACAACUGCGACCAACCGAGACUUUGGAUGCGAAUGAUAAAACGACAAAUUCAAUUAGCAAUUGUUUUUCGGCACCGAAUUCUGCAAACGAAGAUUUUGUUUUCAAACCAGUGUUGAUGUCGUCCAAAGCACCGGCUGAAGCAACGCCGGCACAUGUUUUGAUGGACAGUUUCGAGUUACCAAUUGAAGAAAAUACUAAUACUAAUAACAAUGAUAAUAAUUGUGCGCCAACCAAGGCUGACGAUUCGUUAAACUUCAGCAAACUGAGCGAGAUGGAAGUAGACGAAUUUUCGUCACCAGAAUCAUCACGUUUGAACAAAAAGCGACCAGCUAACAACCGCAACCGUAGACGGGUGUCGUUCCUGGACUCUUCUUCGGGCCAACUAAACCAAGUAGAUAAAUACGACGACGGCGGAUGGACUUCCGAAGACAGUUUUCGAUGCUCGAACAAGAAAUGUUUUAAAAUGUAAUAAUAAUAAUUCAUGUUGCUCGAUACUGCUGAUGUAUUGUGUACCACCUACCUAACUAAUAGUAAUAUUUUGUUUGUAUAAUACCGAUUGAAAUUC